Psammomys obesus (fat sand rat) is the source of this 369-nucleotide messenger RNA. RefSeq names its product histone H2B variant L1-like. Gene Ontology annotation, biological process: nucleosome assembly. The coding region runs from base 1 to 369 and encodes 122 amino acids. The transcript has a single exon. NCBI's taxonomy places the organism in Eukaryota, Metazoa, Chordata, Mammalia, Rodentia, Muridae. The record is from RefSeq and is a predicted model, not a curated record. Gene Ontology annotation, cellular component: nucleosome. Gene Ontology annotation, molecular function: DNA binding; structural constituent of chromatin; protein heterodimerization activity.
AUGGUCAAGUCCAUCAAAAGAUGUCAGUGCAUCAGAAGUCAUCUAAAACCAAUCUCCAAAAAGCUGUCACAAUACUCUAGCAUGGACCUUGGCCAUAGAAAUUACUCUCGCUACAUAAGCAGGAUCCGGAAGGAAGUUGUCCCGAGGAGAGGCAUAUCUUCUCACACCAAAGACAUCAUUAACAUCCUGAUCAACGACAUCUUCGAGCGCAUUGCUAAGGAAGCCUGUGAGCUGAUGUGCCGGGGUGAGCGCUGUACCCUCACCCCCGCAGACAUCCAGAAGGCAGUGUAUCAGCUGCUACCCAAGAGGCUGGCUAAGUUUGCAGUGACUUUUGGAACUGAAGCGGUCCACAGAUUUGUCCAUUCCUAA